This is a messenger RNA of Hibiscus syriacus, 1053 nucleotides long. RefSeq names its product plasmodesmata-located protein 1-like. Bases 22 to 1053 code for a protein of 343 amino acids. The record is from RefSeq and is a predicted model, not a curated record. The transcript is spliced from 2 exons. Gene Ontology annotation, biological process: plasmodesmata-mediated intercellular transport; transport of virus in multicellular host. Gene Ontology annotation, cellular component: plasmodesma. NCBI's taxonomy places the organism in Eukaryota, Viridiplantae, Streptophyta, Magnoliopsida, Malvales, Malvaceae.
UACUUUUCUCCCAGUUCUAAAAUGGGUUCACCCAGAAAAUCCCUCUGUUUGCUCUAUGUUUCUCUGUUAUCAGUCAUAAUCUUUGGUGGGUCUCUUACUUCCUUCACAAUAGCUGCAGAUUUCACCAACUUGGUCUUCAAGGGCUGUGCAGACCAGAAAUUUCAAGACGCACCAGGGGUUUACUCACAGAACCUCAGAAACCUCAUGUCAACUCUGGUUUCACAGUCAUCACAGAAACCAUUCCCCAAGGCAAGCUCCGGCGAGGAUCCGAAUGCAAUAAUGGGGCUUUACCAAUGCAAGGGAGACCUUACAACCAGCCAGUAUUAUACCUGUGUCAGUAAGAUCCCAGAAAUGAUCGAUAAGCUUUGUGGAAAAGCUGUUGCUGCUCGGAUUCAGCUGAGCGGUUGUUAUUCGAGGUACGAGAUCGUUGAGUUCAAACAGGUUCCGGCGACUGAGUUUCUGUACAAGGUUUGCGGGUCAUCGCGAGCGAGUGGAGCUGAGUUCGAGAGCAAGAGAGACGCCGCUUUCAACAUGGCGGAGAAUGGUGUGAAAAGUGAUGGCGGGGACAACUUGUUUUACACCGGACAGUAUCGACCGUUUUACGUUCUGGGGCAGUGCGAGGGUGAUUUGAAAACGAGUGAUUGUGGGGAUUGUGUGAAAAGUGCUUUCGAGACUGCGAAGGAGGACUGUGGUGACUCGGUUUCAGGGCGGGUUUAUCUGCAGGAGUGCUUCAUUAGCUAUAGCUACUAUUCCGAUGGAGUUCCGACCAUAUCCUCACCUUCAGGGACAGGGACGACGAGGCAAAGUACUCAGAGGACGGUGGCAAUCGCUGUUGGAGGAGUGACCGCUUUGGGGUUCAUUAUCGUUUGUCUCAUGUUUCCGAAAUCAGUGUUGAAGAAACGAAUAAGCAAGCAUGCAGGUUAUGUUACAAUGUCUAAAACACUUACUCAUCUCUCACAAGUUUCGAUCAUUAACUUUGUCGAUGUUUGGAAAUUAUACAAUUUCUCACAUGAUUAUGUGCAGGGUAUUGAGAAGAUGAGCUUCGCGGUCUAA